CUCUCGUAAAGAUUUUGUGACCAACACAAACCAGACUUUCGUUACCUGUGCUCUGACUUGGUGCAUUUACGAGAUAAACGUAUGGUUGUGGCGGUCUUAGGGUGCUGAGAACCACCUGAGCAUGCUCGGGUCCGCGUUGUGCUGGCCUUGGGGCGGCUGGGCGACUAGCAUCGUGUUGCGCACUGCUACACUCGUACCCAUACAGCGCAUCCACCAUCACGGGUGCUGCGAAAUGCCUAAUCCUCUUUGCUAUCUAACAGCCAGAAAGCGAUCGAUUCGCAUGCGAACGAAUCGUUCGUACCUGCCAUUGUUGGCGCCGUCGUCUCACUCGUCCAUUCUAGCCCACGCGUACCAGCCUCGAUCCUUCGCCCCCGCAGACCACAGCGAAACCGAACGAACCGCCAUAUCCUUCGCAGCCCACAAGAUAAGAGAUCGGUACACGGGUGGCCCCCUCUCCGUAUACGUAGGCCAAAUACACAGACUGCAAUUGCAUAACACAAGGGAUUAAAUGGAGAACGCUACAAUCUUGGAAGCGCGUUUCUAUUCCGAGUCCUGGAAACAUAGAGACGUGUAGAUGCCAUGCCAUGACUCGUUCAGCCAUUGGAAGGC
This is a messenger RNA of Alternaria rosae, 609 nucleotides long. RefSeq lists its product as uncharacterized. The record is from RefSeq and is a predicted model, not a curated record. Bases 122 to 508 code for a protein of 128 amino acids. The transcript has a single exon. Lineage: Eukaryota; Fungi; Ascomycota; Dothideomycetes; Pleosporales; Pleosporaceae.